Daldinia childiae is the source of this 813-nucleotide messenger RNA. RefSeq names its product F-actin-capping protein subunit beta. Gene Ontology annotation, cellular component: cytoplasm; F-actin capping protein complex; actin cortical patch. The transcript is spliced from 3 exons. NCBI's taxonomy places the organism in Eukaryota, Fungi, Ascomycota, Sordariomycetes, Xylariales, Hypoxylaceae. Gene Ontology annotation, molecular function: actin filament binding. The record is from RefSeq and is a predicted model, not a curated record. Gene Ontology annotation, biological process: barbed-end actin filament capping; actin cytoskeleton organization; cell morphogenesis. The coding region runs from base 1 to 813 and encodes 270 amino acids.
AUGGCCGACCCGUUUGACUCGGCUCUCGACCUACUCCGACGUCUCAACCCCAAACACACGACCGCACACCUAAACUCCCUGAUCCACUUGGCACCCGACCUAACUGAGGACCUACUCUCCUCCGUCGACCAGCCCCUCUCGAUUCGGCGGUGUAAGCAAACCGGCCGUGACUACCUUCUCUGCGACUAUAACCGUGACGGUGACAGCUACCGCUCUCCAUGGAGCAACGAGUUCGACCCGCCGCUCGAAAGCGGUGCUGCUUCUGCCGCCAGCUUACCGUCCGAGAAGGUCCGUAAAAUGGAGGUCCGCGCCAACGAAGCCUUCGACCUCUACCGAGACCUCUACUACGAGGGCGGUGUUAGUAGCGUCUACUUCUGGAACCUCGAUGACGGCUUCGCAGGCGUUGUACUUUUAAAAAAGGAGGCCAGACCAGGCAGUGCUAGUGAGGGCGCUUGGGACUCGAUUCAUGUCUUCGAGGCGAUCGAUCGAGCCCGUUUCACCCAAUAUAACCUAACAUCCACCGUUAUUCUAUCGCUAUCUACCAACUCAAACAGCCUCGGAGACAUGGAUCUCUCAGGCAACAUGACCCGCCAGAUCGAGAUCGAACUGCCGGCCGAGAGCGAGGAGCAGCAGAUUGCCAAUAUCGGGAAGCUCGUAGAGGAUAUGGAACUCAAGAUGCGAAACCUACUGCAGGAGGUCUACUUCGGAAAGGCCAAGGACGUGGUUGGCGACUUAAGGAGUGUAGGAAGCUUGAGCCAGGGUGCAAAGGAUAGAGAAGCUCAUAAGGAGCUCGUCGGAAGCAUGAUGCGAUGA